Penicillium mononematosum is the source of this 1677-nucleotide messenger RNA. RefSeq names its product putative acetamidase. The transcript is spliced from 5 exons. Bases 1 to 1677 code for a protein of 558 amino acids. The record is from RefSeq and is a predicted model, not a curated record. Lineage: Eukaryota; Fungi; Ascomycota; Eurotiomycetes; Eurotiales; Aspergillaceae.
AUGCUUCCUCCUUUUGAUUACUUCGAAUACCGCCGCAUAAGGAACCAAAAACAAAGCGAGCGAGAACUCCGCUUUACGGGUCUUUCGCACCAGUAUCACCUCCGAAUUAUCGCCCAGGACCGGAAGAUCAUUGAUCAACCUAUCGAGGAGCUUGUUCACGAUGUUCAAGAUUCAGCUGUCUCCCCACUCGAUAUCCUCCGCACAUAUGGAAAGUCGUGGCUGGAGUCGGAGAUCAACCUGAAGGGUCCAUUGGCCGGUAUUCCGGUCUCAUUGAAGGACUCUAUUAAUGUCAAGGGAUUCGAUACAAGUGUUGGGUAUGCGUCUCUGGCCGGAAAUCCUGUUAUGGAAGAUGGGCCUAUGGUGAAGCUCUUGAAAGACGCCGGCGCUGUCCCAUAUGUGAAGACUGCUCUGCCAAUCACACUGCUCUCUUUCGAGUCAUCUAACGGGCUCUGGGGUCAAUGCCGCAAUCCGCAUGUCCCUGCAUACUCGCCUGGUGGCUCAACCGGCGGGGAGGCAGCGUUGCUAGCGCAGGGUGGCCGUAUUGGUAUUGGAUCUGAUGUUGCUGGCUCAGUGCGCGUUCCUGCCGCUUGGAGCGGUAUCUAUUCACUACGCUGCAGCACUGGCCGAUGGCCCAAGGGUGGCGUAAACACCAGCAUGCCCGGUCAGGAGGGUGUUCCUAGUGUGUUUAGUCCUAUGGCCCGUACAUUGGACGAUUUGACUUACUUCACUCGUGCAAUUAUCCGUAUGGAGCCCUGGAAAUAUGAGCACAGUGUGCACCCCAUCUCUUGGCGCAGCGAGGUCGAGUCUGAGGCUCAAAACAAGCCUCUUCGCAUUGGUCUGAUGACCUCUGAUGGCGUCGUGCCCCCGACUCCAGCCAUUGAGCGCGCCAUCGCAACAACCGUGGCUGCCCUCACCGAAGCCGGCCACACCGUAUCAGAAAUCACCACCCCACCCAACGCAGACCCCUUCACAGGUCUGAACCUCGCCUCGCAACUCCUCAACUCCGACGGCUGCCACCACUUCAACGCCAAGCUCAAGAGCUUCGAACCAUCUGACCCAGGCGCCAGCCAACUCUCCCGCAUCGCCCACCUUCCCCGUCCGCUCCGCUACCUCUACUACCUCUACGUGCGCUACAUUCGUCGCGACAAGGUCUCGGCCACUCUCAUCCGCGACUUCGGCCCCAAGUCUGCCGCCCAGCUGUGGACUAUAACCGCCCAGCGCGAAGCCUUCCGGGCCGUCUGGCACAAGUGGUGGGACGCCGAGCCCCAGCAAUAUGAUUUCAUCCUGUGCCCUGUCAAUGCUACCCCAGCUCUGCCGCACAAUGCCAUGCACGAUGCCGUCUCCUCGUGCGGUUACACCUUCCUGUGGAACUUGCUCGACUACUCCGCCGGUGUUAUUCCCGUAGGACAUGUAGACCCUAUCCGUGACGCCCUCGCCGCACCCUAUAAAACCGCUCUCAAGCGUCUGGGCUGUGACCACGGCAUUGCGCGCGGUGCGUGGAAACACUACGACUCGGCCAAGAUGGCUGGCCUCCCCACUGCUGUGCAGGUCGUCGGUCGCCGCUGGCAGGAGGAGCACGUCCUCGGUUACAUGGCUGCUGUGGAGAAGGCUCUGGAACAGUAUACUGAUCCGCAGACCGGUGAAAACUGUCGCUAUACCCUGUUGGAAAUUGAUUAA